GCAGCGGUCUUUUUUUUUAAAUAAAUGGUCAGCCAUCUUGAGAAACGUCAGUCGAUGUGUAUGCCGAGAAUAAAUCGUUGUGCAUCGGGAAGUGAGCCUGCUGAAAGGACAGUGAAUGCUGCCCAUUUGAGUCUACGGUACAUGCGCUUCAAUACCGGCCUUCUACCAUAGUUGCGGCGCACUGGAGGAGUCCACAAUGUCUACAGUAGCAGAAAACUCCGGGAACCAUUCCCCUGAGAAGGCUGUAAACCACACCAACAACAUUAGGGAUGUCGAUGAAGGUGGCUGGAAAUCGAAGCUUGUCAUACCUCCCCGUGAUCUAAGGAAGCGAACAUCUGAUGUCACAGACACCAAGGGCAACGAAUUUGAGGACUUCUGCCUAAAGCGGGAGCUGCUUAUGGGUAUCUUUGAGAAGGGCUGGGAAAAGCCCUCUCCCAUCCAGGAAGCCAGCAUCCCCAUUGCACUCCUAGGGCGUGACAUCCUGGCUCGGGCCAAGAACGGCACUGGCAAGACGGGUGCAUACAUCAUCCCCAUGCUCCAGCGGAUAGACGUCGCAAAGGAUCACAUCCAAGCUAUGGCCAUUGUCCCCACUCGCGAGUUGGCCCUCCAAACCAGUCAAAUCUGCAUUGAGCUGUCUAAGCACCUGAAGGCCCGAGUCAUGGUUACAACUGGUGGCACCAACCUGAAGGACGACAUCAUGCGCAUCUAUGAAAACGUUCACGUGAUCAUUGCAACACCUGGCCGCAUUUUGGAUCUCAUGGAAAAAAGAGUAGCGCAGAUGGACAAGUGCAACAUGCUCAUUUUGGAUGAGGCAGACAAGCUUCUCUCCCAGGACUUCAAGGGCUUGCUGGACAAGGUCAUCAGCUACCUGCCCCCUGACAGGCAGAUUCUUCUCUACUCUGCCACGUUCCCACUUACGGUGGAGCAGUUUAUGAAGAAGCACUUGCACAGCCCGUAUGAGAUUAACCUGAUGGACGAGCUGACCCUGAAAGGUGUGACGCAGUACUACGCUUUCGUUCAGGAAAGGCAGAAGGUUCACUGCCUCAACACUCUCUUCUCUAAGCUGCAAAUCAACCAGUCAAUCAUCUUCUGCAACUCCACUCAGCGGGUGGAGCUUUUGGCCAAGAAGAUAACGGAGCUUGGCUACUCGUGCUACUACAUCCAUGCCAAGAUGUCCCAGCAACAUCGUAACCGUGUGUUCCACGACUUCCGCGCUGGCCUCUGCAGGAACCUUGUCUGCUCCGACCUCUUCACGAGAGGUAUAGACAUCCAGGCUGUGAAUGUGGUGAUCAACUUCGACUUCCCAAAGAUGGCAGAGACAUAUCUGCACCGCAUCGGCAGAUCCGGCCGCUUCGGCCACCUUGGCAUCGCCAUCAACCUGAUCACCUAUGAUGACCGCUUCUCGCUGCACCGCAUAGAGCAGGAACUGGGGACGGAAAUCAAGCCUAUUCCCAAGGUCAUUGACAAGAACCUCUACGUGCCAGAGCUGCAGCUAGAAGAUGCAGAAGCAAAUGCCAGCAAAUAGGAGCCAAUCAUCAUGUAUUUUUUCAUUAGCAUAACUCAUGAUUUUGUACGUCACUUCCAGAAGAUUCUGUUGUAUACUGUACAGAAGGGAAAAUGUGCAUGGAUGUGCCUGUGUGUGUGCGUGUGCGGUUGUGUCCUGCAAGAAAAACUAAAAAAAACAUGGACUACUGCAAAUGAAGUUCGUGGGAUGCCUGAAGUGAACAAGUAUUUAUUUCUCCUGGAAGUGUCGCCUCAUGCCAUAACUUAUACUUUUUUGUCGUGUGCGAGAGUUGCUGGGAAGCUAAUUCAGCCUGUAAAUGUGAAGACAGCGGGAACUUAUCUUUAGGAACAAGUUCUUCUUUUCUUUUUUUCCAAUUAUGUAAAUUAAUAUCUGCAAGAACAAGUUUUUUUUUUUUUUCACCUGCCAUGUGGUGCUGCUUUGCCCGUGACAUUGUACAGGACAAUAUUGUGGCUUGUGAGCGCAUUACAAUGGCAUGAUUACCGCCACACCGAAGAGACGGUCACCACUCUUCACUUAUUAAUUGGAUGCUGGCCAGAACUGACCUUGCAACAGUCAAGACUGCCUCUGUCCCCUCCCGCUUCUGCUCCAACGUGGCAAGACCCAAGAUGAGGACAGUGUGUGCAACAAGUCCUCGUUCUGCAUCGUGAUGUGCAGUGUGUGUUCUGGACUUUUAUACACCUGUGUGGACUUUAUUUCAAGUGAAAGAAUAAGGCAGGGCCCACGCACUCUUGAUGAGCGGACUGAGGUUUUUGUGAAUGGCCAUGCAUUUAGCCUGACUUUUUUUUUUAUGUUUCAUUUAUUAACAAGUGCUAGACUCGCUAUUAGUUGAAAGCAAGAACUUUAGUUUUCCCCAUAGAAUUGGCACCUGUUGGCAGCAAAAAUUUCUUGCUCUAAUGACAAAAUUUUGGUGUGCUGUGAUCGGUAGUGCACUUUGGACUAUACUGACAUAUUGAUAUAACAGAGCUAUCUGGAAUAGCAAGAACUUGUCGGACAUACUUUUUGCGUUGGUGUACUUGCCAGCUUUUUUUUCCCUUCAGACGUUUUUCACUUCCAUUCGUGUUGGCUCUGUAGAGGUGCCUUUGCAUGAAGCAUGUUUCGACAGCCCACAAAUUGUAAAUGGUUGAAGCUCUCAAAUGUGUCGAGAGACCACCGGUUUGUUUCGAGCUAACAAGAAAGCCACCUCGGUCAAAGCAUGCGCAGCCAGGCAGGCAAACAGGCCCGAUGAUUGUUUUGCAGACAACUCAAUGUGUCGUACCAUUGCAGCUGCAGGGCCCCCCCUUUAGGCCUUGUACAAAGUGUAUAUUUGUAUUAUAUGUUCUCAACCAGUGUGUCGCCUUGUCUGUCGGAACAAGAUUUUUGGACUAGACACUUGGGGCAGACGAGGUCUGCCGGCCCAGACACGCAUGCAACCACGUUGCUCACACACACACAAAUGCUGUGUGGCUCUCCUACUGCGCACAGUCGCUAAGAUGCCCUCCUGUAUGCUUGCUGCUGUGAUGGUGGGCAUCAAGAGUUGACCUGCCUGUUUGCGACUGCUUUGACACUUCCAAUCACUGCCCCCAUCCAUAUCCCCCUUCCCUCAGUUUUUGUUUGUGCAGGUGUAAAAACAUCUUGCCUGCCACCCCCACCCCCCUCUUCCCUUCCAUGUCACUUUUCCUUGCUAUGCUCGUGCUUCCUUGCACAAUUUCUUCGACCUUUCCCUACUUUUCCUCUUACAAGCUCGCCAUAGGCGUGCUUGCAAAGUGCCGUAGCCUGCAGGAAGUGUGGACGCUGGGUGCUGUGCAAGUUUUGGAGGAACCCCCCACGACUGAUCGGCAUAGUCGGUGUCAUUUAAUUGCAGCAAGUGACCAGAAACUUCCUCCAUUGCUUUGCCCACCGCUCGGAACCUGUGGGUGCCCAAAUUUCCUCGAACCUCGGGUCAUUUGGCCUCCCGGGGUCGCCCACUGCCAAGCUCCACGCUUCCUUGCUGGGCACACUUGUACGAGAUUUGGAACACUAGGCCAAAACAAAUUUUUCAGAUUUUUUUUCUUGUGCCAAGUGGAGGGAUUUGUUUGAUUGUUGUUUGGUGAUAAUCGAAAUUGGCCAAUGCUUUGUUUUUCCGUCGACGAUACGUUUUGAUAACAGUUCUGGUAAUUAAUUUUCCUAGCGGCAGUUUUUCUUCGUCCCUCUUACUUGAGGUUUAUAUAUGCAAUACGGCUGUAAGAUGUGCGAUUGGCCUAAUUCGUUUAUUGGCUCAAGUGAAGACCAUAUCCAUUAAGAAUAUGUGAUCAGAAUAACCCGUGACCUGCCAAAAUAAAAAUUUAUAUCUUUUAUAAA
This is a messenger RNA of Dermacentor albipictus, 3841 nucleotides long. Its product is annotated as ATP-dependent RNA helicase me31b-like. Gene Ontology annotation, cellular component: cytoplasmic stress granule; P-body. Gene Ontology annotation, biological process: P-body assembly; cytoplasmic stress granule assembly; negative regulation of translation. The record is from RefSeq and is a predicted model, not a curated record. NCBI's taxonomy places the organism in Eukaryota, Metazoa, Arthropoda, Arachnida, Ixodida, Ixodidae. Gene Ontology annotation, molecular function: mRNA binding; ATP binding; RNA helicase activity.